UGAUGACUGACUUGCAGUGACAACGUAAAACGGGGUAAAGUGAUUCGUUAAACCAUCAGCACAUGGUGUCAUGGAGAUGAACAGGACUGAGGUGAUGAGACGCAUCAGCUGUGGCGUCGCUGUUGUUUCUCAGCAUCAGCACCACACCCUCAGAGUGCAGCAGCAGCGGCGGCGGCAUGAUGCGGCUCAUGAUGCGUCUCACCCCGCUAGUUUGGGCUCUCACGGCAGUCUGCCAUGGCAUCCUCCCCGAGAUAGUCAACUCAGGCUUCCCUCACAUCCUCGAGGAUAAUUCCGUCCCGGGACAAACGGAGCUGGACCGCAUCGCACAAGUGGAGCAACUGCCCGAGGAUCCGCUGCAGAAGCUCGAGGAUGCGUUACACCAAAGGUACAACGCCAGUGGCAGUCUUAGCCCUCAUCCCAAUGACCUUCCUCCGAGUCAUCACAAUGACAGCGCUUCUGAUAAAGUUAUUGAUAGUGAAUAUGACCCUUCCUCAGUAGAGCCGGAGACCAACAACACUACCACAUCUGUCCACUCUGGUGACUUUGGGAACAAUGUUGAUCUUAAAUGCCUCGGUGAUGGGGACUGUGUGGAGGGAGGUUAUUGCCACAAUAACACGCGCAAGUGUGUCCCUUGUAAAGCGAUCGACAUGUCCUGCACUAAGGAUAAUGAGUGCUGUGGUGAACAGCUGUGUGUGUGGGGUCAGUGCAGCCUAAAUGCAACAAAAGGAGCGGCUGGCAGCACUUGUCAACACCAGACUGAUUGCAGCACGGACCUCUGCUGUCUUUUCCAUAAAGCCCUGUUAUUCCCCGUCUGCUCGGCCAAGCCCAUCGAGCGUGAGCGCUGCUUUGGGGCCUCCAACCACCUGUUGGAGCUGUUGUCCUGGGACAUCCAGGACGAGGGACCCAGCAAACAUUGCCCCUGCGCAGGAGAUCUGCACUGCCAGCACCUCGGUCGAGGGUCCAUGUGCCUUAAAGGAGAGGACUCGAGUGAAGAGGACCAGAUGGACAGUCUAUACUCAGAGAUAGACUAUAUCAUCUAGACGCAGCCGGAUUGCAUAUACACUGACCCCACUUCUAUAGCACUUUGUUUGCCAGCGUAUUUCAAAGAGGUAAAGCUACACUGCAUGGAAAAAUAAUGAGAAUAGAUUUAUUAUAUUCGCUAUAUUGAAACCUGGCAGUCCUGUUAUCAUAGUAAAUAAUGCUAUACUACAUGCUGCAGCUCUAACCCUUUAUCUGAUGGUUAUCCAAGCCGCACAAUCCACCAUAACACACUGAAUAUCUGUUGACUACGCACUGUUCAAAUGGUGUCUCGUUGAUCAUCAUCUGUAAACAACUAUGUAGCAGUACUCCAUCAUCCUAAUAAAGUGAAGUCAAAAGAGAA
This is a messenger RNA of Pungitius pungitius (ninespine stickleback), 1381 nucleotides long. It is a transcript of the gene dkk3a, whose product is annotated as dickkopf WNT signaling pathway inhibitor 3a. Bases 177 to 1040 code for a protein of 287 amino acids. Gene Ontology annotation, molecular function: receptor antagonist activity; co-receptor binding. The record is from RefSeq and is a predicted model, not a curated record. Gene Ontology annotation, cellular component: extracellular region. Lineage: Eukaryota; Metazoa; Chordata; Actinopteri; Perciformes; Gasterosteidae. Gene Ontology annotation, biological process: multicellular organism development; negative regulation of canonical Wnt signaling pathway. The transcript has 7 exons.